This is a messenger RNA of Ananas comosus (pineapple), 1927 nucleotides long. RefSeq lists its product as uncharacterized. Gene Ontology annotation, molecular function: acetylglucosaminyltransferase activity. The record is from RefSeq and is a predicted model, not a curated record. The transcript is spliced from 6 exons. Bases 1 to 1677 code for a protein of 558 amino acids. NCBI's taxonomy places the organism in Eukaryota, Viridiplantae, Streptophyta, Magnoliopsida, Poales, Bromeliaceae.
AUGACGAAGCCGAUGCUCCUCCCCACCGCCGUCGCCGCCGCCUCCUCCUCCUCGCGCCGCCACCCUCCUCCUCCUCCUCCUCCUCCUCCUCUCCUCUCUUCCCACGCCCGAUGGCCUCGCUUCGUCUCCCUCGACCCUUCCCCUCCCCUCCACCACCACCUACUCCUCUCCUCUCCCCCACCCCCGGCGCCUCCUCCCUCCUCCGCCGCCGCCGCCGCCGCAGACGACGACGACGACCGGUCCUCCUCCUCCUCCUCCUCCCCCCUCUCCCUCCGCCACAUCGUCUUCGGCAUCGCCGGCUCCGCCCAGCUCUGGCCCCGCCGCCGCGAGUUCCUCCGGCUCUGGUGGCGCCCCGGCGCCAUGCGCGGCCACGUGUGGCUCGACGACCGCGUCCCCCGCAACGAAUCCCCCUCCGAUGCUGCCGCCUCCGCCUUACCCCCCGUCCGCGUCUCCGAGGACAUCUCCCGCUUCCGCUACACCAACCCCACCGGCCACCCCUCGGGCCUCCGCAUCGCCCGCAUCGCCGCCGAGACCCUCCGCCUCGGCCACCGCGGCGCGCGGUGGCUCGUCCUCGUCGACGACGACACCGUCGUCUGCGCCGACAACCUCGUCGCCGUGCUCUCCAAGUACGACUGGAGGGAGAUGGUCUACCUCGGCGGCCCCUCCGAGAGCCACUCGGCUAACACCUACUUCAGCCACUCCAUGGCGUUCGGCGGCGGCGGCAUCGCCCUCAGCUACCCCCUCGCCGAAACCCUAGCGCAAAUGCAGGACGAGUGCCUCGAGAGGUACCCGCGGUUGUACGGGAGCGACGAUCGUCUCCACGCCUGCAUCUCCGAGCUCGGCGUCCCCCUCACACGCGAAUUCGGCUUCCAUCAGUGGGAUAUUAGGGGGAAUGCGCAUGGGCUAUUGGCUGCUCACCCGAUUGCUCCUUUUAUCUCGAUCCAUCAUGUGGAGGCUGUCGACCCCUUUUACCCUGGAUUAAGCUCUCUGGAAAGCUUAAAGCUUUUUGCAAAGGCGAUGAACGCCGACCCGAUGGGCUUUUUGCAGCGUGCUAUUUGUUACAACAGAGACGAGAAGCUCACAUUUGCCGUAUCGCUGGGAUAUGUUGUCCAAGUAUUCCCCAACAUUGUUCUUCCACGAGAGGUGGAACGCUCUGAGCUGACUUACACUGCGUGGAAUAGAGUUGGGCAUAGAAACGAGUUUGACUUUGAUACAAGGGAUGCUUAUCGGUCUGUGUGCAAAAAGCCGAUCCUCUUUUUCUUGAAAGAUGUUUGGAAGGACGGGAACAUAACGAAGGGUUCUUAUGUUCGAGUGAGGGGCAGAGACGACCUCAAAAGAAAGGUCUUUUGCUUUCCUCGAUCACCUCCGAUGCCUGAUGUUGAUGAGAUUCGCGUGUUUGGCGCUCCAUUAAGCAAAAACUGGCAUUUGGUGCCGAGGCGACUUUGUAGUGAAGUAAAUCAAACGAGUAAUGGGACUUUGGUGAUGUUUGUUGGGCAAUGUCAACGAGGAACUUUCGGCUGCAGCGAAGUUGUUUACAGUUACUGUUUUCUCCUAUGCAGUCUAGUUUUCACAAAAACCAUAGAUUUUUCAAACCUAAACCAACUUGAAUUUGGACCGUUUCGGAAGAAUGGGCUUAGAACACUUAUUAACUUGCCUACCUGUAGCUGUUGCUUAUGAGCUUAAAAUUGCAGUGGGUUUGCAUUAAUGCGCCUUGCCGUUCACGUUGUGAUCGCGAUUGGUGUGGUUGUUUUGAUACACUAUGAGAUUAAUUAGAUGUUUGUUCCCAACCAAAUAUUGGAGCCUAGAGGUAAUGCAUGUGUGGACCACUGCACUGCAAGAGUUGUAAAUCUAGUUGGCGUGAGUUACUUCUCUUUGUCGUUUGGUAUCUUUUAGCUUUCUCAUGUUCUAUUCCUUACCCAACCAUCCU